AUGAUAAAUGCUAUUACUCUUUUAAAGAUUGUCUUCUACGAGGGCCGCAACUUCCAGGGCCGCCACUGGGAGUGCAGCAAUGACUGUAUGGACACCUUCAGGCACUUCAACGGCUGCAACUCCAUCCGUGUCAGUGGCGGUUACUGGGUGACCUAUGAGAAGCCCAACUACAUGGGUUACCAGUACAUCCUCGGCCCUGGCGAGUACCCUGACUAUCACCACUGGAUGGGCUUCAACAAUUGUAUCCGUUCCUGCCAAAUGUUCCCUCCCUAUAGAGGAUCCUACAGAAUGAGGAUUUACAACAGGCCUGAAAUGAUGGGACACACUAUGGAGUUCAUGGAUGACUGCCCCAACGUGUACGAGCGCUUCCGCUACCGCGAUAUUUUCUCCUGCAACAUCAUGGAGGGCUUCUGGAUCUUCUACGAGCACCCUAACUACAGGGGACGUCAGUACUUCCUGCGCCCCGGAGAGUACAGGGCCUGUGGCGACUGGGGCUGUCACAACCCCAUGAUUGUGUUCUACGAGGAUAGGAACUUCCAGGGUCGCCACCAUGAGUGCAGUAGUGACUGUCCUGAGAUGCACAGCUUCUUCAGCCGCUGCAACUCAAUAAAGGUCGAAAGCGGUGCUUGGGUGGCCUACGAGAAGCCCAACUAUUCUGGCUAUCAGUACAUGCUGCACAAGGGAGAGUAUCCUGACUACCAGCGCUGGGCCGGCUUCAACGAUUGUAUCCGCUCCUGCCGCUCUGUGCCACCUUACAACGGGAACUACAGGAUGAAGAUCUUUGAGCGGUCCGACUUUGCAGGCCAGAAUCUUGAGCUAAUGGAAGACUGCCCAGAUCUGCAUGAGCGUUUCCACACCCGUGACAUCUCCUCUGUCAACGUCAUGGAGGGCUACUGGAUGCUGCACGAACACCCCAACUACAGGGGCCGCCAGUACUUCUUGCGCCCCGGAGAGUACAGGAGGCACAGUGAGUGGGGCAGCACUAGCCCCACCUUUGGCUCUCUGAGACGCGUCACUGAUAUCAACUGAUUUGCAACCUUUUUUCACCCUUACUGAGCCACACUGUCCUCAUCCUCUUGUAUCCCCAAUCCCAGCACUGUUUCAGUGCGGUCUCACCACUGUGGUGUACAAACCUGCAAUUACACACUUAAAUGAUGAGGGUUUUAGUGUUUCUGAUAUUGGAUUCAGGAUUUGAUGGGUUGCUUUGCCUCAGUGGGUAAUGGUAUUAUCCAACUCGAGCAAUAAUCAUAGUGAACAGUGAUCUUUUCUUUUUUGCUUUGGCACACCGUUGCAAAAUGGUUUGCUUUGUGAGUCCCCAACCCUCUGUCCUACUACAAUAAAUGAAAAACUUGAUGAGUCAAUCAAACGGAGCAUUUGUUCAUUUCCCACUGAAAGCAACAGAUAUCAGCAUUAAAAGAUGACGAGCAUUUGGCUUGACAUGAAUCCCAUUACUCGACAAUGGUGAUUGAACUUAAGUUUCAUCAGCUC
Messenger RNA from Menidia menidia (Atlantic silverside), 1488 nucleotides. The record is from the annotation of a GenBank genome assembly. Lineage: Eukaryota; Metazoa; Chordata; Actinopteri; Atheriniformes; Atherinopsidae.